AAACACAAUUUAAAAAAAUGGAUGUUUACCAUAACUUGUUCAUAUCUCACUGAUGACUGAUGUUGUAGAACAAUAUCUGAAUCUAUACUAUAUAAUUAGAUCUAAUGUAGAUCUAGAAGCUAAAUUUUGAUACUUCAAACGGAUAGCGAUCCAAUCCCGUUAACUCAAAUGUUUUAAUAUAUUAGUAUCAUGAUGAAUAGCAUCUAAAUUAGAUUUGAUUUAUUAAAACAAUGAGUAAAUUAAAAAGCUCACAAAAUAGAAAAGGAAAAGAAAAUAAAGUGAAAUACAAAAGGAGGCCUGAUGCUUAUAAAGUGAAUGUUUUACUUGAUAUUACUGAUGAAAAAUUUGUGCUGAAUGACAUUCACAAUGAUAUGACUGUGACUCAACUGAAAGAUGAAGUAGAAGUAGCUACUGGAAUACCUGUGUCACUGCAAAGACUCUGUUAUCUAGAUGAAGGUGAACUUCAAGAUCAAACUGAUAUUAGAAGCAAUGACUUUGUUCCCAACUGUACUUUGAAGUUGAAAGUCUGGCCUAUGUACAGGGAGCUGGUGGAGGCAGUUGUUGCUAAUGAUAUUGAUUGGGUUUUUCGGUUGGGUGUCACUGAAUCAUCAGACUAUCACACUCCCACUAGUGACUAUAUGUCUAAAAAAUCAAGGAAGCUAUGGCUUGAAGAAAGAGCCUUUAUUGCACUCUGCAUUGCUGCUCACAGAGGAUAUGAAGAGAUGACUGUAAAACUUAUUGAAAAUGGAGCUAAAGUCAACAUGACAACACCAACAGGAAAGACACCUCUGCAUUUAGCUGCUGCCAAAAGUAAUGGGGAGAUCAUCAAUGUACUGCUUCAUAGUGGAGUGGAUGUCCAUACAGAAGACAAAAAUGGUAAUACAGCUUUAACGAUUGCUGAAAGAUUUGGAAGCAAAGUUUGUGCAAGAAAUCUUUUUCAGUUUCAAUGGCAACAAAGAGCUAAAAAGUCGAAACCAUCGCCACAAGUGCCAUUGUUUGCUCAUCAAUACCAUGAUUCCAGUUUUCCUGUCUGGAAGAGAGGCAAAUCAGCCCAGAUUUAUGUAUCUACCAUAUUAAAGCCUGGGGAGUAUGAAGGUACUGCACUCAGUGCUCCCAGAAGUGGUCGACAUCCUUCUCUGAUUCACAAACAGAUCAGAGAUGCAACGUUUUUCAGUGACUCCCAAGACAGUGGCUUGGACCAUGGUACAGAAGAAGUUGGAAAUCUUCCAAUUAUAAAUAAAGAUAAGAAAAAACAAAAUCUCAAGAAGCCAUUGUCAUAUGAAGAGUGGAUUGGAAAACAAAAAGAAAUUGAAAGGAAAAAAAUUCUUGAAAAAAAGAUAAAGGAAGAAGAAGAGGCAAAAAGAAAGCAGGAAGAGGAGGAAAAGAAGAAAGAAGAGAUAGAAAAACUUAGCUAUGAGCAAUGGCUGUUUGACAGAGAGCAGGAGAAAUUGGAGAAAUCUCCUCGGCUGCUGUCUAAAAGCCAAUCGUUUGCCCAGGACACUUUUUCCAGCCUUCCAGUUCACCAAGAUGGAGCAUUCAGGGUUUACCUGCGCAGUUUAGGCAAGUCAAGAACUGGAGUUAACUAUGAGGAUUGGUUGAAUGAAAAGGAAAGAGAAAUUAAUGAGCUAGUUAAAAAGCUUCAUACCAAUGGAUGAACUAUUUUUACUUUGCUGCUACCUUUACGUUUUUGCAUAAAAUAAAUAUUUUAUUGUAUAUAGAGCUUUGAUGGAGAAAUUAGAAAAAAAAAAGUUACACAAUUCUAUAUUAGGCAUCUUGACAAUAGUUUCUAUGUAAGUCUGAAGAUUAUAUGAUAAUUCUUUAUGAAUAUCAAUAGAUUUCUUAAUAUUUUAAUGUAAUAAUUCUUAAGGAACAUUAAUUUAAACAUAAAUAUCCUGUGUUUUUUACCAGUUUUUCCACAUAUUCUGCUUAGAUAGCUAUGUCAACUUCUGUACCACUCUGUGAGUUGGCUUCAAAUAUCAAUAAAUAUCACAUAUGCUUAAAGAAGUUGAAAAUCUAGUUUAUUUUUAGUGUGAUCUUUAGACAUCAAUUAUAGUUCUUAAUAAUAAUUGUAUCUUUGUAAGGGAAAAGCUCUGACACUGUAAAUUUUUAGAGAAAAACUGUUCUGGAACUUCAGUCUUUCUAAAAUAAAUAUGGUGUUAUUACCCUUAGGUAAAGUGGUCAUUUCAUAGUUCCUCAUGGGUUUUAUGAAAAACAAAUGUUUAUCAAGCUUUAUUUAUAAUGUAACAUAAUGAUAUGUGCAUAUUGUAUAAAUAACCUUGCCUUGUGUUAUAUAUUUAUGUAUGGAUUUAUAAUUUAUAUGUUCCAAAUAAAGAUGGAUCAACUAACA
This is a messenger RNA of Biomphalaria glabrata, 2347 nucleotides long. RefSeq names its product ankyrin repeat, bromo and BTB domain-containing protein DDB_G0293800-like. Bases 231 to 1655 code for a protein of 474 amino acids. The record is from RefSeq and is a predicted model, not a curated record. NCBI's taxonomy places the organism in Eukaryota, Metazoa, Mollusca, Gastropoda, Planorbidae. Gene Ontology annotation, molecular function: protein binding. The transcript has 10 exons.